Salvia hispanica is the source of this 1134-nucleotide messenger RNA. Lineage: Eukaryota; Viridiplantae; Streptophyta; Magnoliopsida; Lamiales; Lamiaceae. The record is from RefSeq and is a predicted model, not a curated record.
AUGCUCGGAUUUCUUUACAAGUUGUUUUACCGUUUUGCAUCCGUGGAUGGAACUGAGUCAGCCUGUAGGGGCAGCGCAGUUGAUUCCGGAUGGACAGAUUUGCAAGAAUCAAACCGACAACCGUGCACGAAGAAGCAAAAGAAUGAGGAUUUAGGGUUUGGGCAUGAUAGGAUAAGUGAGCUACCCGAUGAAGUCAUCAUCAAUAUUCUCUCAUUCCUACCCUUGAGAGAUGCUGUUUCCACUGGCCUUCUUUCAUCCCGAUGGUUGGAUUUGUGGAAGCACACUAAUCAUCUCGAUUUUUUCGACACCGAUGAUCUCUAUCGAGAAAAGAGUGACACAGAGCAUGAUUUGUGGGAUGUGGGGACGUGCAAGCAUGUCAAAAUGGUGAAUUCGGUUCUUGAAUCGCAUCAAGCUCCCUUCCUGGAAGAGUUCAGGCUUCAUUUCUACGUAAACAAGUCAGCACAAAGCGCAGUCGCCAAAUGGCUCAGAUUCGUGUGGUCAAGACAAGUCGAGAGCUUGGAUUUGAACUUCCGGUGUGACAAGGAGAAUGAUCUAGUUGUGUUAGAAGAUUUGCUGGGAGAGAUGAAACCAAUGAAAUAUCUCCAGAAUUUGUCUCUAAUGAUGAUGAAAUUAAGGGGUGAAGACGUCUCCUUGUUCCUAAAAAAUUGCCCUCUCCUGAGGAAAUUGAGAAUCAUACAAUCAUAUUUGACGUCUGAUGUUCAUAUCUCCGUGGCAACCCCCGCGUUGGAGGAUCUUCAGAUAGCUCUAUGCGUCUUUUCGGAGUCCGUUAUAAUUAAUAUUUCUGCUCCAAAUCUUUCUAUAGUUUGUGUUGAUGCAAGACCGGGCCAACUACGGUUCAAGAAUGUUCCAAGACUUGCUGACACAUCUUUUAUAAUAGAAGGUCCAAGCUAUACAAUGCACCAUUUUACUUCUACCUUAUCCUGCUUGACUUCCCAACUCCACAAACUUACAUUGUGUGGUCCCAACGUCGACAAGCUUUUGGGGAAAGGUUUUCCUCAACUGCCAAAUCUCAAAGAAUUGUUCCUUAGUGACCGUACCUGUCUUUUACCAUUAACUUACGUGAUAUCGGCAUGUCCUCGUCUUCAAUGCUUCACUAUCACGGUUGGUAUAUAG